AACUGUGAAAGUUGGCCUAACCAAAUUGUUGGUUGAUUGUUACGUGAUCCAACCGUAUAUCUUUCACAAAGGGAAAUUUGAGGGGGCAUCUAAAAAAAAUAAUAAACGAUUCUGAACACUAAGGAUAUUAGUAGUUAUCAAAAUGUCGUUUCCGUCUUAAUGACGUCAAUGAAGAGAAAAAAGCAUGUCGUAAUCAUUUUCACAGAUUGAAAGACGAAGGUUGAAUCAUAGACGUAAACAUAGAAGUACGAUUAGGUUUUUGUUUGUACAGUUUUCUUGUUUUCUUGUAAAAGUCUCGUUUUCUGCUGUAAGAAGCAUUUAUUGGAGCCGAAGUAGAGAUAAUACAUAAUUGGAAAUAGAGGCUUCCAAUAUACUUCAAUAACACCGCAAACUUUAUAUCGUCAUUAUCUUCUUGAGGUCCAAGGGAGCCAAAGUGUCUUCAAAAUACGACUUAUUUUUACACGAGUCACCGAGUUGCAGACUUCAUCGGGAAAACCAGAUAAUAGGUUGAAAUGGCGGCCGUUCAUGGCCACUACAACAUCUGGAACGUAACAAGCGAGCAAGCUCUUCAAGAAGGAUGGCUAAGCCUACAAAACGUGAGGACACUUUCAGCGAUCAGCGCUGCCCUAUCCAUAGCAAUGGCACCAGUAAUCGUAUUUGGAAAUAUUUUGGUCUUAGUUGCAGUUUGGAAAGAUCCCCUCAAGAAACUCCGAUCAUCACCCUCUAACCUCAUUUUGACAUCCAUGGCCAUAGCAGACCUAUUAGUUGGCUUGGUGGUUUGUCCGAUAACUGCUUAUUGGGGCUUGGUGAUAUCUGUCCGAGGAGAAUCACCGCUAGAUCUUUCUGUGAUAUUUGCCAUCAACGUUUUCUCUGUAAACGUGAGUUUUGGCCAUAUGUUCCUUCUAACAGUGGACAGAGUCUUCGCCGUAACUACGCCACUUCGUUACCGUGUAACAGUUACAAAUAAGAGAGUUUUUAUUGCCAACUGUGCUUGCUGGAUUUAUUUCAUAGCUUUUGGCAUUGCAUUCCUCGUGUUGCGCGAUUUAUUUGCCAUAAUGGGGGCUGUCGACAACUUUCAACUUCUAUUUAUGCUUUUGGGCAUGUUGGCCAUGUACGUAAUGAUCUUAAACUACUUUCACCGAUACUCCAAAGAAAGAGCAGAAGGACACUCACUCAGAGAUCGUAACAUUAUAAUGCAAAGAGAAAAAGAUCUCUUUAAGGCAAUCUCAGUUGUCGUCUGCGCAAUUCUCAUCUGUUACAUGCCGUGGUUAAUCGUUAGUACGUUGAUCUACUUUUGCAAAGCGUGCCAUCCACAUUUACCAUUACUGAUGGUUUCUCUCGGAUUUUCAGGAAGUCUGACAUGCGCAAACUCGGGUUUAAACCCAUUUUUGUAUACGUGGCGACUCCCAAAGUAUAGAGAAACAUUAAUAUACUUUUGGAGGCAACUAAUUUUAAAGAAAGGAAAAGCUAACAAAUCAAAAUUUACGAUAUCUUAAAGCUUCUGUCGAGGGUUUAGUUGUCAGAAAGCACGAACCUUGAAUAAAGAGAUCUAAUUGUCCUAGAA
Messenger RNA from Pocillopora damicornis (cauliflower coral), 1564 nucleotides. Its product is annotated as adenosine receptor A1. The record is from RefSeq and is a predicted model, not a curated record. Gene Ontology annotation, molecular function: G protein-coupled receptor activity. Gene Ontology annotation, cellular component: plasma membrane. Lineage: Eukaryota; Metazoa; Cnidaria; Anthozoa; Scleractinia; Pocilloporidae. Gene Ontology annotation, biological process: G protein-coupled receptor signaling pathway.